Molecule: messenger RNA, 1759 nt
Organism: Chaetomium strumarium
Lineage: Eukaryota; Fungi; Ascomycota; Sordariomycetes; Sordariales; Chaetomiaceae
Product: glycosyltransferase family 31 protein
Exons: 2
Coding region: 177-1745 (522 amino acids)
Molecular function (GO): acetylglucosaminyltransferase activity
Source: RefSeq, a predicted model, not a curated record
GGGCCGUUUCCGUUUGUCAAACAUAAGGCUUCUCGUCCGAGCUUCUCUCCGUUGUGCUUCUACUAGUUGCGGUGGCACUUCUUGAGAGCACGAUAUCUUCAACUUUUUGGGCCUUCGGCGUCAUUUCAGCAGUGACACUGGCUGAUUGCCGUCCGAUCAGUUACCGAUGCGCAUCCAUGAUGCUUGCCCACCAGUGCUCUGGCAGAGCCUCCUUCGUCUUCCUGGUGGCGCUCCUCCUCAUUCUAUUCCUUUUGACGGCCAACAGACUUCACAAUGGGCCCUCGCCAGCCUUUCCACGGUUGAGAGGACAAUGGAUCAGUGUCGACGACCAACAGUCUUUAAUAGCAGAGAAACCGGACAACUUUUGCGGCCGGGACUUCAACCUCCUGCGCCAAGGGGAUCUUGCCUUGACUAAGAGCAUCGUUUAUAGCCGCCGGUGCAUCAGGCCUGUUCACGGCAAUGUCGACCGCGCCGCUGUCACCAAUAUCAGCACGCCACUCAUCACCAGCAAGACAACACUCAGUCUGACAGCCGAGUGCGCAACCGUUGAAGCCCCUCCAUGUGAGCCCUUAACGCUUCACGUCCCCCCGAACUAUCCUCAAGAACAGUACCCCCACCUCAUCUUCGGUGUAGCAUCCUCGCACGACCGCCUCUCAGAGUCCCUCCCGGUCUUUGCUCACUGGCUCUCCGGAACUGGCGCACAACUGGUGGCUGUUGUCUCAGACGCGGAUCAGGUCGAUUCCAAGUUCGACCUGCAAUCCCUCGAAGCGGAAUACCGCCAGCAUAACAUCGCCGCAACCUUCAUCGCUCCCACACAGACGGUCGCCAUCCCCCGCAAGGACACAACUACGGACGCGACCCCAUCCUCCCCGGCGCCGGUAGAACAGCUGCACUUCCUCCUCAUCCGCGACAUGCUGGACCGCGCCACGCCCGAAACCCAUUGGCUGGGCGUCCUGGACGACGACACCUUCUUCCCAGCCCUGCACCCCUUGUCCGCGGCCCUCCGGGAGCACGACCACACCGCGCCGACCUGGCUGGGCGCCUUGGCCGACAACUUCGUCUCGCUCCGCAUAUGGGGCUACAUGGCGUACGGCGGGGCCGGCACAUUCCUCUCCGUCCCGCUCGCCCGCCAGCUGGCACCGCACCUGGAGUCGUGCAUCCGCGAGACGACGGUCGUGUCGGGCGACGGCAUGCUCCGCGACUGCAUCUACGCAUACACCACCACCAAGCUGACCGUCGUCGAGGGGCUCUACCAGCACGACAUACGCGGCGACGCGGCCGGGUUUUUCGAGUCCGGCCGCCGCGCGCUCAGCAUCCACCACUGGAAAUCGUGGUACCGCGCGCCCGUCGCCCAGAUGGCGGCCGUCACGCGCGUGUGCGGCGACUGCUUCCUGCAGCGCUGGCGCUUCGGCAGCGGCACGCUGCUGGCCAACGGGUACAGCAUCACCACGUACCGCGACGGGCUGCUAGACAGUAUCGAUCUGGGCAGGGUCGAGGGCACGUGGCAGGAGCCGGACGGGAAGUUUGACUUUGUCUACGGGCCCUUCCGGCCGCGGCUCAGCGAGCAGGAGAAGAAGAGUUACCGGCUUGUUGCCGUGGACGGGGAAGCCCAGAAGGGAGAGACGUUCAGGCAGGUUUAUGUUCAUCGCGCGCCGAGGAAGGAGGGGUCAAAGGGGGAGGACGUGGAGACGGAGGGGAUGAUGGAUGAGGUUGUUGAGCUUAUCUGGGAGGGCGGAGCUGCCUAGCAAUAACUCAACGA